Molecule: messenger RNA, 9361 nt
Organism: Anopheles merus
Lineage: Eukaryota; Metazoa; Arthropoda; Insecta; Diptera; Culicidae
Product: proliferation marker protein Ki-67-like
Exons: 5
Coding region: 174-9212 (3012 amino acids)
Molecular function (GO): DNA binding; protein binding
Source: RefSeq, a predicted model, not a curated record
GACGGCAGCUACGUUAUUGCAGUUUCGGAAUCAACGGUUUUUGGCUGUCUCUGUUGAAAACAAACGCAGUUGUUCUCGGGAAGCAUCAUAGCAGACAUCUUGCGAACGGCGGCACAGCUGCUCAAAAAUUGCUCUUCUUAAGUUAUUAAGUUUUUUUCGCGUGUGUAUGAUUAAUGAAGCGCGAAAUGAAGAUGUUUUCCAUACGUGGUGCUAACAUAUUGAUCCUCAAUAAGGAAAGUGGUGAACAGACGCGAAAAAUCGCAGUGAAAACCGAUCGUGUAACAAUUGGCGCCCAUCCGCUGAACAGCAUACGGCUCCACACACUCGAAGCAGAGCGGCUUCACUGUAAAUUGUUUGCCGAUUCAUCGAAUUCGGUAACAAUCCACAACUUUUCUGUGCGUAAUCCGGUCCUGCUGAAUGGCGUACGACUGGAGGGCAAAACAGUGAUACAGAAUGGCGAUAAAUUCGAAGUGGCUGGCUACUUAUUUGAGUGGAACUAUAAUCCAGCAAAUAUUAUUGCGGUUCGUAAAUCGACCAAACGCGCCACUUGUCUGCCCAGUAUUGGAAAGCCCAAAACAUUGAAACGCGUAAGAAGCUUCGGAGAACUUGUUAAACAAUGUUCUGUAAAAGUUCCGCGUGAUGUGGGCUUGAUGUUGAAUGCUAUUCGGAAACGCAGAACAAUACACAGCAUUAUUGUACCUUCAUUGAACCAAUCACCGGAAUCAGAUGGAACGCAUGAGAAUGUACAAUUAACCGGUAACACUCAUGCGCAGGCUGAUACCACCAUGCAAAUGGAAUUGAAUUCCGCCAAUCCUGUUGCAAACCCCAACGAAAUUUCAACAAUUGAAAAGGAAAACGUUACAUUACGACACGAAAUACCCAAACUACAGACUACAGGCGUCAUGCUUACAUCGUACGUUUCUUUAGCAGAAAAACGACAUUUAACAUGUAAAACACCGGUCGCCUCACCUAAGCGAACGCCACUGCGACACAAGAACGAAACUUUUGAUAAAACAGAAAUUGAAGAAUAUCUGGUAAAUGUGUCCAAUCCACACGAUUCGAUGCAUUUAAUCGAUUUAACAACACCUAUUAAAUCGCGGCCCCCAAGUGCAGUGCGCAAAGUGUUUUCCGGAAAAGUGGCCCAGUCUCCGCGCGUAUUGGACGCUAUCAAUUUGAUCUCACCAAGCCCCAAGAAAGUUAAUUAUACACCUAAUUCUGCGAAAGCUGUAGCACCUUCAACGCCUAAAGUAGCAUUGCUUAAAUCGGCCAUUAAAAACUCUCGAAUACAUGCUUCGGACACUAAGAAAACACCGUCGGCGUCGUCUCUAUCGAACAAGAAGACGCCAAAUGUUAAAAUCAAUUCGAGCGUUCGAACAGAUACACAUAAGGUGACACCGAUUUCUAGCAAAACUUCUGCGGUUAAGUUACGCAAACAUUUGAUAUCGUCGCUAAACAAAAAAGAUUCUAGUGGCACUUCAGUUCCAAACGUCACUGCAGAAGCACCAACAGAUCCAAGCACCACUCCAGUACCAAUUGUGACUACAGAAACAUUAAGCAAUCAUUCAACACCGGUACCCGAAAGCAUCCCUAGGGACCAACAGCCGCUACAAACCGUAAUACCCGAAUAUAAAGACGAGAUAAUCGCGAAUAUUGCAGAUAUGGGUGUUGAAGACACGGCAGUUGUUAUACCGAUGUUUGAUGUACAAUCAGUUAUAAAGAAGCCCAACAGGACAACACAAAUACGAUCGGCAAAAUAUUCAGAUGUGACGCCUCAUGAAUCCUUUAUGGAUGGAGUAACACCAGCUGUUGUCCCGCCGGAAGAGAAUGCGCUAGUGCUGCAUGCAGACAUCAACGAACCCGUGCGAUCUAACACGCUACACGAAGAGCUGAAAAACGUGAACGACCUACCUACAUGUACCCUGCUGAAACGUAAUUCUUGCUUACCGAUUAGUACUGCGCAAAUUACACCCCAGCCAACAAAGACACGGAAAACAUUUAGCGCUCUCGAUUACAACAGUUUAUCCGUAAGCCCGAUGAGCCGUGUUAAUAUCCCGGAAGAUCCGAUAAUAGAUUUGGAUUUAGAUUCGGAACUCAGUUCUCUGGAUGAUCGCGUGAAUGAGGAAGAACUUUUGGCAAGUAGUGAUUCAGAGCCUGGCCAUGAUAUAGAAAUAUUACCCCCGAAAGUUAGUACACCACAGCUGAGGGAUUCGUUACGAGAUACGCGAAAAUUUAUUGGUAGUGCUUUUACGUCCUUAAACACGUCAAGACCACAGCUGGACUUGACAGCCGAAAUAGAUGAAAGCCUACUGGUUAAUGAGGAAGAAGAACCGGAUCAUGGUAAUAAUGAGAUGUACAACAUGCAAGCAUCUCAUGAGUCAAAUUUGCCAAAUGAACAAAUUAUUUCGAAUGCCAUUGCCGUAAAUGAUGACACGGCGACGCCAAUGGAUACGAAGCCAAAAUCAUCUUCAGCAUCAAUUCUUUCUAACAGUAUGCGGCAAUGCUUUUCAUCUAAACACUCGAAAAUAAAUGACAGUCGAAGGAAUACGCUCGCCACUGCAGUUUUACAGGAUUCAUCAAGAGGAUUGACCAAAGAGGACAUAAUUUGUAUUUCAAAAUAUAUGGAAACGACUCCAUCUGAGGAUGAACCCAAACACAUCUCCGAUGUCUCUGUCCAUGAGCAGCUGCAACCAGUUGAUGCUGAUCUCGAUGACAGUAAGAAUAUGCUGAAUCCUGGUGUAGAUUCCAACCAACUGUCACCUAACUAUAGCGUAAAGAGUAUUACGAAAACACCAACACGUUUGCCGAAAUCUACCAAUGAGCAUGUAAGUGAAACUAAAAUGCUGCUUAGCACUCCUAAAAUCGCCGAUGGGUACAUACAAGAAAACCGUGAGAAUAUGUUCAGCACACCGAAAGCAAUAGAAUCAACUGAGGGUGGCUGCGAUAGGGUAUCAACUUGUAUCAAUCUGAUAGGUAUUAAGGAAAUGCUUAAGACUCCUAAAGUCUCUCAUUCAGACGUUAAUUACUGCCAUGCGAUGGAAAAUAUGUUUAGAACACCGAAAUCCGUAGUUUCAUCUGAGACAGAGAAGGAAAACAGUUGUGGUAAUGUUGAGUGUAAUGAAGAAUUGCACAACACUCUAUCCGUAGGCCAAACUGAUGGUCAAGAAUGUGAAGAAAUUAAACAUGGUAUUAAUGCUGAGCCUACAUCGCCAAGCGCUGAACUAGUGGGCAUUGACAAGAUGAAGGAACUGAGCAGCACACCUAAGUCGAUAUCUUUCGCUGAUGCAGAUCAAUAUGAAUCAUCUUGUAUCGAUCUGGUAGAUUGUGUUGACCCUUUGUCGUCUGCUGCUGAUAUCGAAGGCAAUCGUCAGGAUGAGGAGAUACCGAAAACACCGAAACCGAUAUCUACUAUCGAUGAAGAUCAAAAUGAGUUAUCCUGUGCGGAUCUGGUAGAUGCGGAAGAAGUCGAGUUGCAGGAAUUAAACAGAACACCGAAGCCAAUAUCUAGUAUCGACGCAGAUAAAAAUGAGUCAGUUUGUAUUGAGCUGGCAGUUGCGGAUGAUUCCUUAUCGCCUGCUGCUACUGCAGAAGACACCUGUGAGGUCGAGAAAAUACCCGAUGAACAGCCAAAUGCAUCAAUCUAUACUGAUCUUGCAGAUGUCGUCGAAGAUGUGGCAUCAACUGGCAAAAUCGAAGAAAACGUUGAGGUGAAUGAGUUGAACAAAACACCGAAAGCAGUUUUGUCUAAGCAAGUAGAAAACGAGAAAUACAAUUGUGUAAAUCUGGUAGGUGUGAAAGAGCUGCUUAAGACGCCUAAAAAAGGCAACGUUGAUGAUGCAGAUUAUCGUGAGCUUCAGGCCAUGUUCAAAACACCAAAGCCGUCAUCUGGAAUUACUGCUAAGGGCUCAGAGACCUGCGUAAAUUUGGUAGGGGUGAAAGAACUGUUAAAAACACCCAAAACUACCCACAAAGAAACUCAAGACUCGAUUGCGAUGCAAAAUAUGUUCAAAACUCCGAAGCCGGCAUCUUGUGACGAUGUAGAUUCGAAUGAGUCAACUUGUGCUGAAGUGAUAGAUAUCGCGGCGCCUGUGUCACCAACCAAUCUGGAAGAAAAUAACGAGAUUAAGAAGUUAAUUAGAACACCGCAAUCGAUUUCCUGUGCUGAUUCAGAUCAAAAUGAGUCAUCUUGUAUCGAUCUGUUAGAUUCUGUUGACCCUUUGCCUUCUGCUGCUGAUAUCGAAGGCAAUCGUCAGGUCGAGGAGAUAACGAAAAAACCGAAACCGAUAUCUACUAUCGAUGAAGAUCAAAAUGAGUUAUCCUGUGCGGAUCUGGUAGAUGCUGAAGAAGUCGAGUUGCAGGAAUUAAACAGAACACCGAAGCCAAUAUCUAGUAUCGACGCAGAUAGAAACGAAUCAGUUUGUAUUGAACUGGCAGUUGCGGAUGAUUCUUUAUGGCCUGCUGAUACAGUAGUAGAUACUUGUGAGGUCGAGAAAAUACCCGAUGAACAGCCAAGUGCAUCAACCUGUACCGAACUUGCAGAUGUCGUCGAAGUUGUGGCAUCAACUGGCAAAAUCGAAGAAAACGAUGAGGUGAAUGAGUUGAACAAAACACCGAAAGCAAUUUUGUCUAUGCAAGUAGAAAACGAGAAACAUAAUUGUGUAAAUCUGGUAGGUGUGAAAGAGCUGCUUAAGACGCCUAAAAAAGGCAACGUUGAUGAUGCAGAUUAUCUUGAGCUUCAAGGCAUGUUCAAAACACCAAAGCCGUCAUCUGGAAUUACUGCUAAGGGCUCAGAGACCUGUGUAAAUUUGGUAGGGGUGAAAGAACUGUUAAAAACUCCUAAAAACUCAGAAAUGGAUACGUCAAACUUGAGUGCGAUUCAAAAUAUGCUUAAAACACCGAAGCCGGUAUCUUGCGAUGAUGCAGAUUCGAAUGAAUCAGUCUGUGCCGAUAUUGAGGAUUUAGAAGAAGAGCCUAGAUCGCCAUGCGCUGAUAUUGAUGACAAUUGUAAGGUCGAAGAGAUAUCCAAAACACCGAAGGCGCAAUCUGCUUCUGACCUAGAUCAUAAUAAGUCAACAUGUGUUGAUAUUUCCGACGUCGUUCAGCCUGCGUCACCAAGCACUGAUAUAGAACACCAUGUUGAGGUUGAGGCAAAGGAGUUGUUACAAACACCGAAUCUGACACGUCAAUCUGAAAAGGAAGAUCGAAACUGCGGCAAUCUGGUAGGUGUGAAAGAGCUCCUUAAGACUCCGAAAAACAGCAACGUAGAUGAUGCUGAUUACCGUGAGCUUCAGGAUAUGUUCAAAACACCAAAACCAUGCAAUCCUGCAAUUUCCGGGAAAGCCGAUGAACCCAUUGUAAAUUUGGUAGGGGUGAAAGAGCUGUUAAAAACACCCAAAACUACCCACAAAGAAACUCAAGACUCGAUUGCGAUGCAAAAUAUGUUCAAAACUCCGAAGCCGGCAUCUUGUGACGAUGUAGAUUCGAAUGAGUCAACUUGUGCUGAAGUGAUAGAUAUCGCGGCGCCUGUGUCACCAACCAAUCUGGAAGAAAAUAACGAGAUUAAGAAGUUAAUUAGAACACCGCAAUCGAUUUCCUGUGCUGAUACAGAUCAAAAUGAGUCAUCUUGUAUCGAUCUGUUAGAUUCUGUUGACCAUUUGCCUUCUGCUGCUGAUAUCGAAGGCAAUCGUCAGGUCGAAGAGAUAACGAAAAAACUGAAACCGAUAUCUACUAUCGAUGAAGAUCAAAAUGAGUUAUCCUGUGCGGAUCUGGUAGAUGCUGAAGAAGUCGAGUUGCAGGAGUUAAACAGAACACCGAAGCCAAUAUCUAGUAUCGUCGCAGAUAAAAAUGAGUCAGUUGGUAUUGAACUGGCAGUUGCGGAUGAUUCCUUAUUGCCUGCUGCUACAGUAGUAGAUACUUGUGAGGUCGAGAAAAUACCCGAUGAACAGCCAAGUGCAUCAACCUGUACCGAACUUGCAGAUGUCGUCGAAGUUGUGGCAUCAACUGGCAAAAUCGAAGAAAACGAUGAGGUGAAUGAGUUGAACAAAACACCGAAAGCAAUUUUGUCUAUGCAAGUAGAAAACGAGAAACAUAAUUGUGUAAAUCUGGUAGGUGUGAAAGAGCUGCUUAAGACGCCUAAAAAAGGCAACGUUGAUGAUGCAGAUUAUCUUGAGCUUCAAGGCAUGUUCAAAACACCAAAGCCGUCAUCUGGAAUUACUGCUAAGGGCUCAGAGACCUGUGUAAAUUUGGUAGGGGUGAAAGAACUGUUAAAAACUCCUAAAAACUCAGAAAUGGAUACGUCAAACUUGAGUGCGAUUCAAAAUAUGCUUAAAACACCGAAGCCGGUAUCUUGCGAUGAUGCAGAUUCGAAUGAAUCAGUCUGUGCCGAUAUUGAGGAUUUGGAAGAAGAGCCUAGAUCGCCAUGCGCUGAUAUUGAUGACAAUUGUAAGGUCGAAGAGAUAUCCAAAACACCGAAGGCGCAAUCUGCUUCUGACCUAGAUCAUAAUAAGUCAACAUGUGUUGAUAUUUCCGACGUCGUUCAGCCUGCGUCACCAAGCACUGAUAUAGAACACCAUGUUGAGGUUGAGGCAAAGGAGUUGUUACAAACACCGAAUCUGACACGUCAAUCUGAAAAGGAAGAUCGAAACUGCGGCAAUCUGGUAGGUGUGAAAGAGCUCCUUAAGACUCCGAAAAACAGCAACGUAGAUGAUGCUGAUUACCGUGAGCUUCAGGACAUGUUCAAAACACCAAAAUUAUGCAAUCCUGCAAUUUCCGGGAAAGCCGAUGAACACAUUGUAAAUUUGGUAGGUGUGAAAGAACUGUUAAAAACACCCAAAACUACCCACAAAGAAACUCAAGACUCGAUAGCGAUGCAAAAAAUGUUCAAAACACCGAAGGCAAUAUCUUCAGUUGAAACAAACACUGAUAAAGCAGAAUCAUCCUUUGUUAGUCUAGUUGGUGUAAAAGAGCUGCUCAAGACUCCUAAAAGCUUUGUAACAGAGACGCAAGAUUUGUCUGAUAUGCCAGAUAUGUUCAAAACUCCAAAACCUAUAUCUGCAAAUAAGUUAGACAACAAGAAAUCAGUAAAGCAUGAUGAUAGCGCAAAAGAGUCCGUCGAAAUGGCAAAGGAGGAGACAAAACAUGAUCCAGCAACACCUACAAGAACGAUGCGAAAGCGAAAGCUUUACUCAAGAAAAGAUGAGGAAAUCAAAACCCCUGACAAUUUAACGGCUCCAAGUCCACAGCGUGGUGUUACAGAUGCAGAGUAUUUGAACAUAUUAAAACUCCCAGUUGCGAAGGAGAAUAUUUUAACUGAAAAGUUUUCGGAAUCUCCUGCUCGAAGAGAUAUGCCGAAACGAACAUGUCGUCAAAAAAUCGAUAGUUUGUCAGAGGAGAUUUUGGCCGGAAAAUCUCCAGCCCCGAAAUACUGCAAACCACCAGCGCAGAAAGAAGAUGCUGCUACGCUAAUCAUAAAGGAAGAAGUAGAUGCUCUAUUAACAAUUAGACGUGUUGGAUUCAAUGAUGUUAUAAACGUUAAGGAAUUCAACUCGCCAAAUAUUGUUGGAGAUGUAAUAAAGAACGUUAAUAGACAACCACGGGGAAGGAAACGUACUACUGAGGCACAUGAUUCGUUGAAUAGCUCAGAAGAAGCUACGGAGCAGGUGGUUGAAAAUGUCAAGAGAAAACGUGGGCGACCACCGAAGGUUAAGGAGAAUUUGGAACAACAGAAGGCAGUUGCUACGGGUGGUAGUCAACGAAGAACUGAAUCUAACGCAACCAGCGAGUCAGAGGAUUUAGUUAUCGACCAACAAAGCUCGGAUGUCACUAAUGAGGAUAUGGGGCUUGUUGAUACAGAGACAAAGGAGAAAAAUGAAGAUGAGCAACCCACUGAUGUACAUGGUAUCGAGCAGAAACUUCCAAGAAGACGGCAACAAACAAAAGGGCUUAAAUCAGCAUCAGCAACGAAGCAAAUUUUAAACGAAGAAAGUGUGAAUGAAAACAAUACACCGGUCAAGAAACGGGGACGGACACAAAAGAAAGCGUCUGAAGUUGAAGUUUUGGCUGAAACAUCUAAUAGCACACCUUUGAGAAGAGGAAGGCCUAAGAAAGUUUUGCAAAUAGUAGAAGAAACAGUCUCAACUGAUAAACAGAAUAAUGAAACAGAUAAACAACUAGCACAGGAUGAAACGAAGUCAGUUGACGAAGAAGCUAACGUAGAAGUAAAUAAAAUGACCGAAUCGGGAAAAGAAGAGCAAGAUAUUGUAAAACCUGUUGUAAAAGGACGUAGACGUAAGAUAGAAGCACACAAGGAGGAAGAUACGGGGCAUAAGUCAGCGGAGACUGUACAAGAAGGAAUGAAGCCUGCCAGCAGAGGCCGUAGACGUAAGGUUGAAGAACCACAGGAGAAAGAAUUGGAAAAAGAAGUUCCAGAAACAGUGCAGGAUAAGCCGAAAGUUGUUGGUAGAGGCCGUAGACGUAAGAUAGAGGUACAUAAUGAAGAUGAAACGAUAAAAGAAGAUGCUUUUUCAGUCGCACAGCUAACAACGAAACCGGUAGCCAGAGGCCGUAGACGCAAGAUUGAAGAACAGCAUGAUGAAGAACCGUCAGAAAAAGUAAUAGAAGAUGUGCAGGAUUCAUCCAAACCUGUUGACAAAAGUCCUCAGCGUAAUAUAGAGGUAUGUGUUGAGGAAGAUUCGGGCAAAGUAGAUGUCGCUGUUGCACAGAAUGAAGCCAAGCCUGUGCGUAAAGGUGGUAGACGUAAGCAGGAACUAAAUAAAGCAGAAGACACAGAGAGUGAAGAUGCAUCAGCUAUAAAGGAUGAAGUGAAACCUGUCGGCAAAGGGCGUAGACGUAAAGUAGAAGUGCAGACAAAAGAAGAGCCGACUGAAGUGAAAACUGUCAAAGGUCGUAGACGUAAGAUAGAGGUGCAAGCUGAAGAGGAAGAACCACAGAAAGUGGAAGAGAAACAUGAACCUAGUGAAAGCCUAAAACGUGGUAAGAGCGAAACUGUUUUCGUUAGUGGAUCGCAGCAGGAUACAGGCGAACAGAAACACGAUCAGGAAACUAGCGCCAAAACCACGGCGAAGGCAAGAAAAACCACCAAGAAAGAUGAAGCAAGCAAUACUGAUGAUUCGGUCGUAGUAGAAGAAAAUGCUGCUGAUUCAAGUUCAAAAACCGAGACGAGGCCGGUGAGAAAAACUCGUGCUAAAAGAAACUAAUUCGCAAAUGGCGUGGUAACAUCAUCAUUUAUUUUGUUUGGUUCAUUCGUUUUUAUUUUACGAUAUACAUAUUAUCUCUUUUGUGUUAUUUCGUUUGUGUGUAAUGCAUAUGAGUUAUUUGAAUACACUAUAUUAUAUUAUAGUUUUUA